Messenger RNA from Prorocentrum cordatum, 3165 nucleotides. NCBI's taxonomy places the organism in Eukaryota, Dinophyceae, Prorocentrales, Prorocentraceae. The record is from the annotation of a GenBank genome assembly.
AUGUCGACUCGAGGCGGGAAGGGUCUUGGCGGUGGUGGCGGUGGCAAGAAACGAGAAGCUGCGAAACCGUCCAGAGGCGCCCUGACUAUCGCAAACGUGAAAAAGCUCAGGGCAGGUGGUGAAUUCUGUUGCGGCUUCUGUGGGUGUUGCGACAGCGGUGAGGCCGUCGCUGAUUGCCAGGUCGAGGUCUGCCAGAAGUGCUGGAAGCGCUACUUGGCCGCGUUCACCACCUACGGCGAUAUCAGUUUCGUUAUGGAAGGCGUUCAAGAUGAGGGCAGCACGAUCCACGCGGAGUGGCAGGAGUCUGGACAGACCGAGGACGGGGUUAUGCGCGCGUUUUUCUCUAGCGACGUGUCUGAUUCCAAGUCCUUCGAGGUAAAGGUCACCAAGCCGAUGAUUGGCUUGACCCGCCAGCAAGUCAUUGCGGCCUUGGGCGGCCACGAGCCCGACAAGGUCGGCCUGCGGCUCGGCGACCUGGUGGAUGCAGAGGGCAACGCCUUCAAAGGCGUCCUGGUGCCGAAUCCCAGCAGGCCGUACCUGGAGGUCGAUGUGUCCACCACGAUGUCAAUUACCAGGGACACGACGAAGUUGAAGGGGGACGCGCAGCUCUUCGCGGACCAGGGCAAGAAAGUAUUCGAGUACGAAUGCAACGAUGCCAAGACGAAGAACUCCAUAUGGAAGCACGUCCUCACCAAGGCGAAGACCGAGGUACACACGCUCGAGACGCUGAAGGCUAAGGGUGAGAACUACCAGAGGUUGCUCGACUCCCAGAAGGCUAAGGGUUCUGCCGCAUGUGAUGAUGGUGCGUCGUCGACGGGCGACGCCUCGACAAGGCCGCCUGAUACACCUACUUCGGCACUCAGCCCAGGCCCGUCAACCAUGAGUGCCCCUGUGUUGAACCCAGCUGCGCUGCGCGACUCCGUCACGCACUACAGCGGCGAGUACAGCGAGAACAAGAGGCAGAAGGCCACUUCAGGGAAGGCAGCACGGAAGUCCCCCGCAACGGCGGGGGCUACCCCCGACAAGUCCGAGAGCUACGAUCUCGUGCAGCGGAGGAAGGGGGCCCUCAAUCUCGAGAGGUGCUGGAAUGGGGGCGCCAUGGGCAGGGAGAUCCGCUGGGCCAGGGAUGCCGUCGCAGCCAUCCUGGACAAGGCUAUCCCUGGCGAGGCCGAGCUGGCUGAUGAGCUCGAUGGUCAUCGCAAGCUCGCCGAGGCCAUCUGCGGCUUGAUGGAAAAACCAAUCAAGAACAUCAACCAAGAUAAGCUCGACUCGUAUCUCGUCGUCAUCGAAGGCAUGAACGAAGACGUGAGGUCCGCCGUCAAGGUCGAGCUCUUGAAGACGAGAUUCAGCAACAUGAUCUUCGCGGGCAGUUGCACGGCCUCGGAUUUCUUUCGGGUGGCCGCCCCAUGGAACACACUCACCGACACCGACGAUGCAAUGUUCAAGCCACGCGACCCGCGCGUCUACACCAUUGACGGCUCCAAGCAAGACAAGAUCUCAAUGACCGACUCCCUCAUGAUUGACGUGUAUAACGGGCACAUCACGAACGGCAAGGCUGGCAAAUCCAGCUUGAAGAGGCUAUGCGUGGAUUGGCUCGACUGGGUGGACGACAACGUCGUCGACGAUGAGGACUACGACCUGCUCAUCACCAGCCUGAUCACCUCAUGGAAAGCGCUGUUGAGUUUCAUCGAUCCGAAGGUCACCCAGUACGAUGACGCUGUGACUGCGUUGUCGAAUUGUGCAGAGAGCAAGCCUGGACAAGCGAGCCUUCGCCAUCUCGCCUUGCUGAUCAGGCGGUCUGCCGACUACACCGAGAUGAAGGAUGAGUAUCACAAGUUUUACAAGAGGACGAAGGAGCUGCUGCCCACCGUCGCCGUGCAUGAGAAAAAUAUGAAGGAGAUGACUGUAGCGGCGUUCGUGGAUGGUGGGCACAUGUUGGCUGCCCUCCAGACAGUGGCGAAACUUCAGUUAGAGUGCCGGCCUGGCUCUUGGGAGGGCUUCGAGAUCGAGCUGACUGCGAAGCUCGAGGAGUACGUGCGCGGAAUCACCGUCGACAAGAACUACGCGAAGAUGGACAACACCACCCAGACGCAGAAGCUGUCCGAGGCGAAGGUGCUGUUGCAGGAAGCCAAGAAGAACUUGACUUCCAAGAGCUCUGCUUGGCAAAUCGCCCUCAAUGAGGUCGGGGGCGCUGAGGCUUUGACUGCAGACUCCCUCAAGGACCCUGCCAAGCGCCAGAGCGUAAUCCCUGUCAUUGACUCCGUCCUGGCUGCUGGAGGCCGGAGCUCCGAGGCGCACGCAGAGAGUGCCAAGGCAAUCCAGGCGAGUGUCACGGCAUGCAUCGGGAACCACUGCGAGAGUCCUGAGUCCACGGAGCCGUAUGUUUGCAUCUUGAAGAAGAUCCUAGAGGCAAAGUGGUUGACUGACAAUGGCAACAAGGAGUUGACCAGCUUCGUCAAUUUACUCGAGUGCUGGAGCCCAAUAGUCGAGCACAAGAAGCAAUGGGAAACACUGGGUGAAGACGACGGCAAGCGCUUGGAGGAGGCGUCGGCGAAGAACAUCAUGGUCUCCUUGCUGUCCUCCUUGGAGAGGGUGAAGGAAUUCAUGCACGACCCCACGCAGGUCCCCUCUCUCACGAUCGACUACGACCAGGCCAGGAACAUGCAAAAGAGUGCUUCCCUGGUCUCGGCAGAGAACAACAGCAGGGCCUUGAUGCAGUUGUGCGACCAAGCGGAGCCCAAGAGCACAGGAGGCACAUCGAAAGAUCAGCCGUGGCAUUCGACAUUGGAUGCAGACGCGUCGACGAAGGACGUCAUCGAGCUUGGCAAGACCACGCUCCUCAAGAUCAAUGCGUCCGAGUUCAAGAGUAUGACGGAUAGGCUGAUCCACGCGAUGGACACCUACAACGUGUGGUCCACGGUGAUCAACUACACGACGGACGCCGCCCUCGUCGACAGGGCCCGCGAGGUCAAAGCCGACUGCUUGGCCACGAUGUUCUCGGCGAAGCUCAUCCACGACCAGAUCGAGCACGCGGAUGCGCCGACGAAGCUCCGCAGGGCCGCGAACAAGAUCAAGCAGAGCGUGAACUCAGCAGGAGUGCUCGACAGGAUGCCCCAGCAGCUGCGCGACAUGAUGAAGAGCAUGUGCUCGCUCAAGGCGGCCUGA